Molecule: messenger RNA, 4396 nt
Organism: Pollicipes pollicipes
Lineage: Eukaryota; Metazoa; Arthropoda; Thecostraca; Pollicipedomorpha; Pollicipedidae
Product: protocadherin Fat 3
Exons: 11
Coding region: 1-2967 (988 amino acids)
Biological process (GO): homophilic cell-cell adhesion
Cellular component (GO): plasma membrane
Molecular function (GO): calcium ion binding
Source: RefSeq, a predicted model, not a curated record
AUGCGGACGAGGUGCGCAGUGAGCUGGAGUUCCGCCGACCGGCCUUGCGAGGGCGCGUUCGAAGUCAGCGCCCUGGCGCUGGUGAGCGUGGUCGCGACUCAGUUUGAGCGGGAAGUGUUCGAGUGCGAGCUGGAAGUCACGGACGAGGACGGGAGAGAUGAUAACUCUACAGAUGGAGGAGAUGUGACGGAGGUGUGGCCAGGCGGUGGUGAAGCUGGUGAAGCCGGCAGUGGCAGACACUUCGCUAUCGACUUCGAGAAAAACCUGGUGCGAGUGGUAAGGCCGCUGCGCAGUGCCGGCCAGGUCGUCCUCAGAAUCCAGUCGCAGGAGGGCAGCAAGCGGAAGGACCUGCUGAUUCUCAUGGUAGACGUGGUGCUUGUCAAACAGCCCGAGCUGGUCAAGCACAACCUGACAUUCUCCAUGGAUGAGGGAGAAUACACGGACGUCGAGGUGGGAACGGUACAACUGACGACGUCGCCGGAGAGCGACCGCGUGCUCUUCAGCAUCCCCAGCGGCGACAGCUCCUAUCGGAUCACCCAGGACGGCCGAAUCUUCCUGUCGGGGAAAGUGGACUCAGAGCGCUCCACCGUGGCGCGCGUGCCGAUCCUGGCGUGCCGCCAGCUGUGCAUCGACCUGGCAUCGAGCUUACCGCUGGAAGGAAGCGUACAGGACGCCUGCCGCGGAUCCUGUGCCGCCGCAAAUGUCACGCUGCUGCUCCGCGACCUCAACGACAACAGCCCCGUCUUCACGGGCAACGAACCGGACGCGCCGUACGCUGUGUACAAGAUACGCACGCCGACCGAGUUGGUCCGAGCUACUGUCGUUGCCAACGUCUCCGCCUACGAUAUUGACAGUGACUCGACCAACAGCGCCGUCCGCUUCAAGAUCCUCACGCCCAGCGACGACUUCGUGAUCGGCGCGGAGACCGGCACGGUGACGGCCGCGCGUAAUGUGACCUCGCCUGCUGGCACCGUUCUCCGCCUGACCCUGGCGGCCUAUGACCUGGGUUCGCCCAGCCAGCGCGCGUUUGCCGUGUUGGAGCUAACCGCCACGGAAGGGAGCCAGGUGGAAAUGGCGCGAGCAUUCGACCGGCGCUUGUACGAGGUCCGCGUCGAGGAGAACACCCGAGCGGCCAAGAUCUGGAUGCCGUGGCGGCUCGACCCCUCCGGCCAGCAGCGCCGAUGGACGGUGAAUCCGGUCAACGGCACCAAACAGCCCGGUCGCCUAGCCGUCGUCAUCACGAACAAUUCCUUCUUGGAAAUGAGCGGUCCGCUCGACCACGAGCAGACGCGGGAGGUGUGGCUGCUGGUGACGACAGACCUGCUGCCGGCCAGCUCUGACGCGUACUUGACCCCGGCUGCUGAAGGUCAGCCCCCGUCGCCUCGCAGAGCGCCGCCGAACUCCGCCGACCGCGGACCGAGCGCGGACGAGCUACGCUAUAACCAGGCCCUGAUCAAGAUCGUCGUGGUGGAUGUGAACGAUCACUGGCCGCGGUUCAAUGUCACCGAUCUGCCCUCCAUUGUGGGCGUGCCUUACGACGCUGGUUACGGCUUUGAAGUCAUGCACAUGGAGGCAACCGAUGGCGACAAAAACGACAAUAUAUCAUACUCGCUCAACGCCACGGACCGACAUGUACGGGCCAUGUACAGCAUAGACCCGACGAACGGGCAGGUGUGGCUGCUGCGUCGGGCGGACGACACGGCGCAGAGGAUCCACCGUCUCCAGAUCCUCGCGACAGACACGGCCAACCACACCACUCGCGCCAAGAUUCUGAUAUACGUGCUGGAUUCCCGGGACAUGAUGAUAGCAAAGCUGAACCAGACUUCCGAACAUAUUCGGCAAAAUCGUGACGUCAUAUCCAGGGGUCUGAGCGAGAUGGCCGGCGGCGAUGUGCGGAUCCUGCGCGUGGCGCCGCACUCGGACGGUCAGCUGGUGGACGAGCGGUACUCGGACGUUUGGCUGUACGCGCUCGACCCCCGCACGCGUACCCUGCUGAGCAGCCGCGACCUCAUGGCCCGGCUGGGCAGCGGUGACCCGGAGAUGGCCUCAGGCGGUGACCAGGGUGUGCGCGUGGCGGGGAUGUGGCCGGCGGUCGAGGAGAGUCGCGGCUUCUUCACCAACCUCAAGUUCAUCAUCAUCGGCCUCUCGCUCACCAUCUUCCUGCUCAUGGCCCUGACGCUCGGCAUCCUCUGCUGCAAGAGCUGCCAGAGGGACCGCAAGACGUCCCCGUACCCUCCUCUGACGAUGACGCCGGCUGCUAGCGGCUACAGCACCACGCCGCCGCCUACUGUGAACAGUGACGUCAGCGGCGGCUCGCCGAUGACGUCACAGCACGCCGGCGGGCGGUCGAGUCGCGAGAUGGUGGAGAAGCGGGUCCAGCAGAGCGAGCCGCUGGCGGUGGUGCUACAGACGCCGCUGUACUGCAAGCCGUCCAGACGUCUCUCCGCGACCCAGGUCUCUCCCGGGCACUACAUGGCUGACGCCAAGCAGCUGUCGCAGACGCUGGUGCGCAGGCGCGCUGACCCUAGCCCCGCCCAGCCCAGCUCGCAUAAGCGCUACGGUAGCCUCAACUACCCGGCCGGCAGCCGAGCGGCCAAUCAGCUCGCGGCGGUGCUCAACCCUGAGCGCCCAUUGGUCGGCCCCAACGUUCGCCGUCAGUCGGUGACCAAUAGUUUGGGAGAUGGAACCGAAGUGGGCGUGGCCACCAUGAGCUUCUGCAGCGAGUCGCCGUCGGAUAUGCCGCAGAUUGACCACGUAAAGGGUUUCAGGCUGCGACCAGGGCGGUUGGCGCCGUCUCCGCCGCGGGCUCCAGAUGACACGCCUUACCCGGAUUCUCUAAACCCCCAAGGUCACCCACCGCCAUCUACCGCCCACCUGCGAACCAACAGUUCGGACGCCCGCGGAGAGGAGUUCUUGGACUCGCUGGAGCCCAAUCGGUUCUUGCGCACUUGGUCCGUAAAGCGAUGACCGUGAGUGGGAGAAGAAAUUUGCUACGUGUGCAAGAACGACUGUGUAAUUUCGUAUGCCGCGCGCGCUCCGACUAGGACACCCCAUGAGCUCUUGGAGUUGGGCAGACCAUGACGAUGCGUCGAAGGCAGUUCAGUGCCCCAUGCGUGUCGUUCGAUCAAUGAGGAUGCACUGAUCUUGCAGCCAGCGAAGUUCAAACGCGGCGCACACCAACAGUGACGGGACAGCGAAAGAUCGACAGUGUAUACCUGGAUGGGUAUGGGAUGGGAUGGGAUGCCGUGCGGUAUAUGUACAGUUGCGUUGUUUCUUUCCCGGUGCGACCGUUUAUGCUUUUCCAGGUUUCGCGGUUUAUAUCAAAGGAGUACAGUUUACCAUAAUCAUAUUGUUAUCGUCGUCUUUCGGGAGAGUAUCACCCCGUGAUCCAGUGGCUUUUUUAUGGAUACUCUUAACCGUCAUUAUCCUAUAAGUUGGUGAUACACACCUGAGUUUGUUGCGUGCAGAAUGCGUUCGCAUUUUACAGCAUUCUUUUUGUGAUUUUAGCAAAUAGCUUUAUUAAGGUUAUGCUUCUUACCCAUACAUCAUCAUGCCGCUGUAAUCGCUGUCAAUUAACGUCAUGUAAAUGCUCGAAUUAAUGCAAUCGAUGUCUAUCUACUUAAACGAAUAGUGUCGCACAGGAGCCGCGGUUUCCUCCGGAAUGAUGAUGUACAUACAAUAAAACUAACUACAAGGAAUCGUUGAAACAAAUUGACGCUGCCGUUUAUUUUCCGUGAUUUGAAGCGGGCUUAACUUAGAGGACCUUAACGGACUUAACUCACCCUAAGAUACCUGAAAUCGUCUAUUAGUGUCAUAGCAUCACGACAUCCGCAGUCUGCGCCAUCCAAUGCUGCGAUGUGUGACACAUGUGGUCUUCGCAGACUUGACAUAGGCAGCUUCUUUUCGUUCCGCCGCUCGAGCGGGAGCCGGAUUCCUGCAGACCUGUGCGGCUCGUGAGGCGGUGCUACUGGAAGCCACUGACUGCAUGGGUCUCCUCGCACGUAUCUGCAACGACAAUCUAUCUGCAAUAAUGCAGUCUAAUCUAUCUGCAAUAAUGCAGGUGGCCAUGUCACUCUAUCCGCGUACCCGAAAUACAGGGGCAAUGUGCUGAAGAACAGCUGAUGCGACCUCAGGUAAGACUGUCAACUAGCGCAUCUCAGUUCCCCAACCAUGUGUGGUGAAGGUUCGCAUAUGCGUCAUGAACAAAUCUUAACUUUUCCUCCAAAUUCGCUGACGCAACUCAUGAAAUGACGGCCUCGUCUGCUUUUCAAUACCAUCUGGUCAAACGCAUUCGUCAAGUUAUCAGUUUUGGCAUUGCAUUUUGCUCCACAUUGUUCGUACCUAGCCGCAAUGAUCCACAACAGUCGGCUGCAACAUGAGCCAGCAUACCAGCAAU